CUUGUCUUACAACUAACGGGCCUUACAUCGUGGAGACCUUUUCAUAUCGUGCAUCAUCGACUCAUCGCGCACAAUGGCUGGACUGGAUUUCCGACGCUCUUGUCAAAAGUGGUCAACGAAGGAUUGGAUGGGUCAGCACUUGCAGGGGUCUGCGCUGCCGUCUGUCAGAUACAUCAGCCCUCGGCCUUCCACGCUGUGAGAUCUUACUUUCUAGGAUCAUUGUUUCUCGUUGGGUCCUACUACAUUGGGCUCACAUCGUCGAUCCGUUCGCAGCGCGCAGAUUGCGGAAUGAUCACUCAGGAGGACUGUCAUACCUUCACUGAAAUUUCGCACUGUAACAUCUGACUCGCAUAAAAGUCUACAACUCCUGGCUAUAAUCAUCUUGCAAUCUUGCUAUGGACGAGUCGUUGUCGACUUCGGCGCCAGAUGUGUCGCCGUAUACACCUAUCGAUCAGCCAAGCGAAGAGAUUCGACUGCUCACACUGGAGGCAGGUGCGUUCGAUGACGAACUGGUAAUCAAUUUGCGCAUGAAGCGGUUGGACAAAAAACGGCCAGCGUACGAAGCCCUAUCGUAUGUUUGGGGAAAGGAAGUAUCUCCGCAUCGAGCAGUGCUCAAUGGUAGAUACGUUACCAUUGGUCGUAAUCUGGAUUGUGCUCUCCGUCACUUGCGUCAGAUCAACACAGAACUAUUUCCCGGGGAGACAUUUUUGUUCUGGGUCGACGCGUUAUGCAUCAACCAGGCUGAUUUUGUCGAAAGGGCCAAGCAAGUCCAACUCAUGGACAAGAUCUAUGCAUCUGCGAAAGACGUAUCAAUAUGGUUAGGACCUGAGCGUCAGGAUGAUUUGUUCCUUUUGAACAGCAUCGGGAGACAAAGGGUCCCACAAGAAAUUGACGAUGUCCUUGUACUUCUCAAAGCACUCAAACGACUCUGUCGCCGGCCAUGGUUUGGUCGACUCUGGAUAGCUCAAGAAUUAGCGCUAUCCGAUAAUCCGAAGCUUCUUCUUGGGCAUCGAUUCAUACGCUGGCACCGAUUCUUCCGCUUUGUCGACAAAAUCUUCUACAAAGCGGACCUGGUCGUAGAGGGAUAUUCUGUCGAAUGGCCAUAUCAAGCAUGCUUCUAUUUCACAAAUGCCGCAUCGCGAGUCAUGAGACUCCAUCUUAUUAAAAACAAUGCACGCGGUACUCUUACGGAACAGCUUGGAGAGACUUCACCACUCCUGGCAUCUGAUCCCCGUGAUAAGGUUUUUGGGCUUCUCAGCAUCUGUCGCUUCUCGUCUCACCGAGAGACUAUCAAAGCUGACUACACGAAGACAGUCUCAGAGGUGUUUGCUGAAGCUACAUUCAGCAUGUUGCAAGAAGGCAAACGUCCCGGAUAUGCUUGGUUCCAGCUGCAGCCUGUCCUCCAACGUGGUGUCGCGCCUGCGAAACUCCCUACCAGGGCUCCUGAUUUACCAACGUGGGCGCUCGAUUUUACCAUCGGAUGUCAGUACUCUAAUUGCCGGAAAGACCUGCAGUACAUAUGUAAACCAUCUAUACUCAUACCGUCACGUUGGAGGUACUUCAUUGAUGGAACAAAAGUUUCGAAGCUACCACCCCCCUUCAAGAGGUCUUCUGAUCCAGCCGAGCUCUCAACUUUUGGAAAGUUCAUAGGCACUAUCUACCAGACGACGGGCGACUUGUUCGAUUCGAAGGGUUUCGAUACCCUCUCGCCAGUCGUACUCAAUGUUGCUUUCCACGAUAUCAUCAAGCCCCGCAACAUCUCAGCGAGAUCGUUUUUACAAGCGUUAGUCAUUGAUCGCGAUCUCCCUACCGAAAACUAUGCUGAAUUUGAGGAUCUUCUUUCCGUGCAAUUACACAAGCAUGACGCCCCGCUCUGGCCUACCUGGCCAGCUACCUACACGCUCAACCAGUAUCUUGUUCACAAAGACCAGGUCGUCUUCGUCACGGCAGAGAAACAUGUUGGAAUGGCGUACCACCCAGAGUUUGGAGACGGGAUUCGCCCAGGCGAUAUUGUCGUUGGGCUGUUUGGGAUCAACUACCCUGUCAUCCUCCGAGCAGUCGAACAGGGACAUGGGGGAAGGCCCUUGUAUAACAUGAUUAAUACGGCACAUGUAGCGCACCAUAAGUGGGGCCAUGAUUUCGUGGAAAAUGCGCCUCCUAAGGCGAGGUGGCGGGACUUUAGGGAGUUUGGACUGGAAGAGUACACUAUUAUAUGACAGGUUCGUUUUCCCGCUCAGACGGAGGUUGUCGAGAUAUGUGGGAAUGCCGAACGAGCGCUUUACUUCCAAGCAACGAAAAUGAUACCCUGGUCUGUCGUUCAGUCCUGACAAGAGAAUGCUACUUAUACGACAACAGUUAGGCUUAAUGCUUCUCUUGCAACAACCGGAGAUCGGUUACAUGAGGUGACAUCUCAUCUUUGUUGCUCCUUGUGGUAAGGAGUGUGCGAUUGCUAGCCACUCAGAACGAAUUCGCAGUCAGGCUCAAGCAGCAAAAGUAAGAC
Messenger RNA from Boeremia exigua, 2500 nucleotides. Its product is annotated as heterokaryon incompatibility protein-domain-containing protein. Lineage: Eukaryota; Fungi; Ascomycota; Dothideomycetes; Pleosporales; Didymellaceae. The record is from RefSeq and is a predicted model, not a curated record. The coding region runs from base 396 to 2216 and encodes 606 amino acids. The transcript has a single exon.